UGCAUUUAAAUAGAAUGGCGCGAUGGAAGAACACAUUUGAACAUGACUUAAAAGAACUUAUUCGCAACCUGACAGGAUUUAGGGAAAGAGAAGAAAAUUUCAACUUGUGUCUCCAGUUUGCUACCUCCAAUGUGAAGUACCAUAGAUUUCUUGAUGUUGAUAGCCACAAAGUCACCGAUGUAUUGAAUGGGACUAUCAACAAGUUUUUGAUUCAUUCACAACAACAGAAAGCUGAUGUCUUAAGGAAGUUAAGUGAUGAGUUCCUCGAGGCUCCUGUGUUUGAAGGUCGGGAUACAGGCAAGACUGAUACUCAUUAUGCCCUGCUUUCCUUGUUAUUGAGUCUAUCAAACUCCCCCACUCUCACUGAAUAUGUGGAACAACCAAGACUCCCAAAGGAACAAGCACCAAAGGAGACUUUUGAUUGGGCAGCUUAUCUGUUGGAAGGUGAGGAGGAGCCAUCUCACCAGUACAUAUCUGAUAUAGAGUCUGAAGACGAUUGGAUUGAUGAUGAUGAAGACGAGGAGGAGAGAUCUCCCAGGGGAGAUAAUCAGGAUUCCCCUGAAGAUACUCCCCCACCUCCAUUUCCUGAUGUUAGUUUAUCUACCAUCCAGGCUGAUGAAAGUACACUGGUUGCCAUGGACACCACUCCUCCUGUUGAGACUGGAUUUGAUUGGCUGACUAGAAAUGUGGUGGUUCAGUACUGGUGUGGACAGAGUGCUGAUGACACAGACAGCCAGUUUUCUAACCUCAAUCGUGAUUGGGAGUCGUACAAGCAAAGGUCUCGUCCAUUGUAUACUAAAAGGAAACAGACCAUUAUCACAGAAACAAAUCUCAUGAGAGAAAUUCUCUGGAUGCUUGGUGGAGUAUCAGACUUUUUUAUUUUUAUUUACAAUGGCCAUCGGUUUCUGGUGCGGGAGGAUGUGGCCCUGUCUCACCUUACAGAGAAUUCUCUGGAGGCAUUCCUGGAGGAAUUCACAGAACAUGGAGCAUAUAUCCAAAAUCUGCUCAAGUUUGAAGAAGAGGUGAUCAACCAGAGUUGUUGCUAUGGUGACAGUAGUGGGACAACCAAUCAGCGAGGCAUCUGUCAGACUCUUCAAGCCUUCUCACAAGUCGUGUUUGACUUUAUAAAGAGUCUGCGACAAGAGUUAACCAAGAUAGAGAAACUUGUCAUCAAACAAGAAGAAACAUUUACCCUUGCCAUGCUGUACAAUAAACUGAAACCAUGGUUACCAAAGGUCAAGGUGAUUCAUUCAAUUUAUGAGAGAGGAGUGAAGGAGGCAGAAUGGUUGCCAGGCAACUAUCAGAAAGCAUCACAGUUACUCAGUGUUCUGUACGAUACCGUAAUGGAGCAUGACGCUAUGUCAAGUUACUCCUCGGAAAUGAUGAACCUGUUACUACCCAUGUGGAUACAAACUUGUCGGCCUUACCUUGACAUCAUAGAUGCUUGGGUGACCAAGGGAAAUCUGCCUGACCCCAUGGAGGAGUUCAUAGUUAAAAGGAAUGAAAAUGUGCGAUCUCUGGAUGAAAGCUUUUGGGAGACAGCCUUCACGAUCCAUAUCCCUUCUGACCAGAGUCUGCUGGAGGAAUCAAUGUCACGGCAACCAGGGUCAAGGUCACUUGACACCACACAGAGCAAAGGUACAAUCUCCCAUUGGGCCCCACAGUUUUUACAACCUAUCCUCCUUGAGGUUGUGCUAGCGGGAAAGUCUAUGGAGAUGUUUCAAGGGCUUGGCUGCCUAAGGGAAGUCGUUGGCAAACAGGAUGAUAUUUUUUACAAGGCCACACCCUUGUACGACACAUUUCUUGAAUCUUUAGAAAAACUCCUGAAUUCAGAAAAUUCAGAAACUUCCAAAAAAGAAGAUACUCAGACAGCGGAAUCUGACCAUGAAAUGUCGAUCUUCACCCAACAGAUUGAGGAUCAGAUGAAGAUCAGGGGAACGUUUGACAGACUGUUAAGAAUCAACUUUGACACAGUAUUUACAGCUUGCAUGAAAAAGAUAUCCCCUGAUAGCAUUACGACUGAGGAUGUCAGUAACAGUGUCCUCAAAGUGACCGGGAAUGGCCUCCAGCCUUUAUCAGUGAUGCUACAGGAAUGUCUCUAUCCCCACAUCCAAACACAGUACUCCAAAAUCUGUACCCACCUUGUAGUUAUGCUGAAGGAGGAAUACCACCUGAUGGAGUACCUAGCUUCUAUGAGGCAUUUCUUUUUGAUGGAAGCAGGAGACACCAUGUUUGAAUUCUAUGCUCCGAUAUUUGACAAGAUUCGUCUCCAUGAACACUGGCGGGAUGCUUCUUCUGUCAACCUAACUCUCCAGGAGGCACUUCAGACUUAUUUCCCAGAUGAGGUCAACAGGCUGACCAUAGAGAUCAGUUCGAUUCCUUCGUCCUCAGAACCAAACCCUAUCAAUGUAACCGAUUGUAUGACACUUCAUUACAAGGUACCAUGGCCUGUAGAUGUUGUCAUCAACACAAAGUGUCAGAACAUCUAUAAUCAGGUGUUCAGCUUCCUCCUGCAGAUCAAGCGAGCAAAAUACUGUCUUGAUGAACUGCGAUUCUUUGAUCUAGAAAAGGAGGAUAUAAUCAAGAGUAGGUCUCGAGAUGAAGAGUUACUUACCCUGGAUGAGGAGCUCGCCAGUUCAGCUCGUGUACACAGGGUGCAUGUUCUCCGUAUGAGGCUGUUAUUUUUUGUGAAUAGUCUACACAACUACAUCAUGACAAGAAUAUUACACAGCACAGGGCUGGAGUUCCAGACAGAGAUACAGAAGGCAAGGGAUCUUGAUCAAAUAAUUAAGGUCCAUAACGACUAUAUCCACAAGAUACAUGAGCGUUGUCUCCUCCACAACAAAGUUAAGUUCCUCAAAGAAGCCGUCAUGAAGGUUCUCAACCUCAUUCUGACAUUCCACAAUCUCUGGGACAAAGGAAUUCAUCACAUCAGUAUAAAAACUAUACAGGAGAUCGAGGUGGAGUUUUCUCGGUGUAUCCAGUUCCUUGCUUCCUUCCUUAACAAUGUCAUCAAAAGAGGCUCUUUCCCACAUCUGGAAUCCCUCGCCUUCGCCCUGAUCACCUCAACAGAACAUGUCACCAGACUACGACCCCACUGACAUACUCGCUACACACAGAACAUGUCACCAGACUACGACCCCACUGACAUACUCGCUAAACACAGAACAUGUCACCAGACUACGACCCCACUGACAUACUCGCUACACACAGAACAUGUCACCAGACUACGACCCCACUGACAUACUCGCUACACACACAACAUGUCACCAGACUACGACCCCACUGACAUACUCGCUACACACAGAACAUGUCACCAGACUACGACCCCACUGACAUACUCGCUAAACACAGAACAUGUCACCAGACUACGACCCCACUGACAUACUCGCUACACACAGAACAUGUCACCAGACUACGACCCCACUGACAUACUCGCU
Pecten maximus is the source of this 3440-nucleotide messenger RNA. RefSeq names its product gamma-tubulin complex component 5-like. Gene Ontology annotation, molecular function: microtubule minus-end binding; gamma-tubulin binding. The record is from RefSeq and is a predicted model, not a curated record. NCBI's taxonomy places the organism in Eukaryota, Metazoa, Mollusca, Bivalvia, Pectinida, Pectinidae. Gene Ontology annotation, cellular component: gamma-tubulin complex; equatorial microtubule organizing center; centrosome. Gene Ontology annotation, biological process: meiotic cell cycle; mitotic cell cycle; microtubule nucleation. The coding region runs from base 15 to 3101 and encodes 1028 amino acids. The transcript is spliced from 24 exons.